Neltuma alba is the source of this 858-nucleotide messenger RNA. RefSeq lists its product as uncharacterized. The record is from RefSeq and is a predicted model, not a curated record. The transcript has 5 exons. Lineage: Eukaryota; Viridiplantae; Streptophyta; Magnoliopsida; Fabales; Fabaceae. Gene Ontology annotation, cellular component: membrane. The coding region runs from base 1 to 858 and encodes 285 amino acids.
AUGACUGGACAUUUCUGCGUAGAUAUUCAGCAAGAAGGCGAGAGCAACAAAGCAGGUCGAGGGCUAGGUCUGCUCCAUUGGCUCGUCUCAGGCAUCUAUAAUUUGUCAGGAAUGAAGGAAAUACAUAAGAUGAAGGUGCAGCAUGCACAAGCAGCUGGAAUUCUAAACCUAGUUUGUGAGAAUCUGGUAUAUUUGAAUGAAGUAAAGAAGAAUAUGGUUGGAAAAGCAAUGACAUCUGUAGCUAAAGAAGAGAAUGUUGAGUUUUUGUUGCGAGUAACAAAGGCAAACCCAGAAUUAAUCACGCUAGUCAGUUUUGGCCAGCCAGACUUGACCAUUUUCUUUGACGCUGUUGAAUAUCGUAGAGCUGAGAUUUUCAACCUCCUCUGUGGUUUUCGCUUUAAGAAUGUGGUGGCGACAUUAGUUGAUUUGGAGAACUCAAAUACCUUGCUGCAUGUGGCAGCUAUGUUGGCCCCUUCUUCCUACCUUAAUCGGAUCCCUGGUGCCACAUUGCAGAUGCAAAGGGAAAUCCAAUGGUUCAAGGCCGUCGACAGUGUGGUGGAUGCGGGAACUAGGCUAUCCGUAAACACGAACAUGUUGAACCCUCUAGAAUAUUUCAAAGAAAACCACAAAGAACUUAGGGCUCAAGGAGAAAAAUGGAUGAAAGAAAUAGCAUCUUCAUCAACCAUAAUGAUCAUGUUACAAUAUAACUUAUCACGUUUAUGGGUUACUCUUCCUAUUAUUGUGCUUGCUGGUAUUCCAGUAACCAUCUUUGUACUAUUACAAUUCCCUCUUCUUGUUGAAGUAACUUCUUCCACUUAUGGUUCUGGCAUCUUCAAGAAGGUGGAGAAGUGGCCAUGA